UAGGAAGGGAGGUCUCUCAAAUUAACCAAUAAUUAUUGAUGCAUUGAUUAAGUAGUUAUAAAUAAAUAUAAAUAAAUCACGAUAAUGGCCGAUGAAGUCUCAAAAUACUGAAUUUCGAAAAUUUUUACAUUUAUUUCAGUGUAUAUAUAUUUAAUUUGUUGAUUUCUUUACGAUGAAGAGUAGUAUAGGAAGAAUUGCUAUUGUUAUUGGACUUUUAUCGCUUAUCCAUUCUGGUUUUUCAGCUGCGCAACAUCGCUCCUAUUUGCGUCUCAUUGAGCUGGGAUUUGAUUAUCUUCCUGUUGAUAUAAUUGCUCAAACUUUGUUUAGUCUUAUUCUAACUGCUUGGGGUGUAACAGUAAUUGCUGGCGAUUUCAAAGAAAUUCGAGCUACAACUGAAUUAGAAAACAAGUCUUUUGAAUCAGCAGGAAACAGACCAUCAUUUUAUACUUUCAGUCAUCGAGGAAAAGUUUUAAGUUCUGUCUAUAGUAUUGGAAAUAUAGGACAUUUAUGAUCAUGUAACUUUACAUGUAUUUAGUCAUCAUUUGAUUCAUUCUCUCACGAAAUAUACAAACUUGUUUUGUUGAAUUUUUUUAUCAAUGUUAUUUACUUAUAAAAAUUUAUAAUGGUCAUUCAUAUCUCAUACAUUGCUGGUAAAGUAUGCAUUAUGAUGUCUUGCUAUUACUUGAAAUAAAUAUUUGUGUUAUUGUUUUCA
Parasteatoda tepidariorum (common house spider) is the source of this 712-nucleotide messenger RNA. It is a transcript of the gene EMC5, whose product is annotated as ER membrane protein complex subunit 5. Gene Ontology annotation, cellular component: plasma membrane; early endosome; Golgi apparatus. Lineage: Eukaryota; Metazoa; Arthropoda; Arachnida; Araneae; Theridiidae. The record is from RefSeq and is a predicted model, not a curated record.